This is a messenger RNA of Danio aesculapii, 1871 nucleotides long. It is a transcript of the gene rasl10a, whose product is annotated as RAS-like, family 10, member A. NCBI's taxonomy places the organism in Eukaryota, Metazoa, Chordata, Actinopteri, Cypriniformes, Danionidae. The transcript is spliced from 3 exons. Bases 627 to 1238 code for a protein of 203 amino acids. Gene Ontology annotation, molecular function: GTP binding; GTPase activity. The record is from RefSeq and is a predicted model, not a curated record.
ACAGCAGGGUCUCUGUUUCUGCUUCACCUGCAGAAUCAGUACAGAUACCGUCCACCUUUACAGUCUCACGGAGCUUCACGAUGGACCUUUAGACAGACUGCAUUCGGCUGGCGGUGAGGUGCGUGGUUAAACGAGCUCUGGUGCGCCCGCGCAGCACUCACUGCUGAGACGAUGAGGGGAAGGCACGAGAGGUUACGAGGAGAAAGGGUCAAUGGUAACCUCCAAAUCGAAGAGCACACUCAACCCCGAGAGCAGCCGGACGGAUACUGUUGGAAAACGACCGCUUUGCAGCCCCAGAGCUUUGCGUAGGAUCACCGUGGAGCGGUGAAGGUUUCCCCAAUGGAAUGCAGAAAAGACAGCGCAACUGCCGCAGUGAAUGAAGUUGGUUUGUUGAUCCGUUCGGAUGCUACUGACUGUGUGUUUCACCAAAAAAGAUAACGAAAUGUACCAGAAGACAACACGUCUGUGAGCAAACUCUUGUUUUUAAGUGUGUUGUAAUCGAAGGAGGCGGGAUAAUUUAACCACAAAAAAGGCUCAGGUUUACAAUUGCCAUUGUUUUGGUUUGUUGAAGAGGUUUCCACGUUUGUCGAUCGGCAGUCGCUGGCUUUGGUCCUGAUCGGCGCGGGAUGGUGGAGACGCUGAGCAUCGCCGUCAUCGGAGCGCCUGGAGUCGGGAAAACUUCUAUCAUCCGUCAGUUUAUUUACAAUGACUUCUCUGAGACUUACACUCCCACCCAAACGCGAUACGUCUACAGACCCUCCGUCAUUCUUAACGGUGUGAUGUACGACCUGAAGAUUUUGGAUGUCCCGCCAAUAUCCUCCUUUCCUUCAAGCCCGAGUCAGGAGUGGCUGGACUCGCGGUGUAGAGGAGUCCGCAGCGCAAAUGCAUACAUUCUGGUCUAUGACAUCUGCUGUGUGGAGAGCUUCGAGUAUGUCAAGAUGAUCCGGCAGCAAAUUGUGGAUAACAGAGUGGGCAGCAGCAGUGAAGUGCCCAUCUUGGUGGUAGGCAGUAAGCGGGACCUCCAGCGGCAGCGGUUCACCCAGCGCAGGGCCGUGUCUGUACUGGUAAAGAAGACCUGGAAGUGUGGUUAUGUCGAGUGCUCCGCCAAAUACAACUGGCAUGUGCUCCUGCUCUUCAAAGAGCUCCUGGGAAUAGCCGUAUCCCGAGGACUGCGCCCAAACCACACCUCCAUCCGCCUCCAGGGGGCACUGCAGAGGAAUCGCUGUACUGUCAUGUGACGGAUAUGUAGCCUUUUAUCAAAGAAUUCUUAUUUAGGACCAGUUUGUGUUCUCAGAUUUAACUGUUUGAAACAAAACUGGCUCUGAAAAGUUAACUUUGCUGUACCACAAGGAUGAAGCUUUGAGGACAAGCUGUCAAUCAAAAUGGCUGGAAAACUACCACCUCGGGGCCUCUGUAACUGAUGCAUUCAUCUGAGGGAUUACCUUAGGUACUACUAAUUUUACUUUUCUCUCUGUUCUUUAAAACACAACAGUGGAAGCAGAUAAGGAUUUUUUUCAUCUUGCCAAGUCUUUCAUGGUUAGAGUUAGAUUGGAUUGUGUUUCCUUUUUGCUUUAUUUAAAUUCAGAUGCUGUGGGUGCAUUCCAGUUUUUAAGGAUUGCUUUGGAACAGCUUUUAUAAACUUCUUUUAAUGAACACAUCUACUGCAUUUUAAACUGUGGGUGGAACUUCCGGUUUAGAGAACUUUAGAUCAAAACAAAUUAUGGUCCCACUUUACAAUAAGGUUUGAUUAGUUGAUGUAUUUACUAACAUGAACUAAUUAUGAACAAUACUUGUACAGCAUUUAUUAAUUAUCAUAGUUCAACAUUUACUAAUGAUUUAUUAACAUCAGGCCCGUAGUCACCCUGGUGAAA